AUGUCUGCUUCUUCGAAUUUGCGUUUUCGCAUUCUCUGGGGCUUGCUUCUCACCUGCAGACUAAAUUCCGGCGCAGCAGCAGUCAUCAACACCAAUGACCAGAACCUUGCACAACGCGACAGCACGAACACCUAUGAUAACGCCUACUAUGUUGUGCAGGGGUCCUGGAAGUGUGAUUUUACCCAACUUCGACUUCUCGAUGCAGCCAUUAACGAGGCAGAAGAGCUCGCCCAGAAAACCAUAGAUGUGCUCCAAGUGAAGGGCGCUGAGACGUCCAUUUCAUAUGAUACCUGGUUCGGAUCGAGUAAUGCCAACCCGACAACGAAGGAUACAAUCAUCAAUCAGCACUACAAAACAGUGUUGUCGCAUCUCCCUUAUCCAAACAUCCCUGCGGCAUUUCGAUGGACCACCCACGCUGAGUUCAAAGCGCCACUAAACGAGGCACCGCCGACGGACGACUCGAUCGUGUACGGUUGCCGCCAAAUGUGCCAGGAUGGAGUCCUGGCAUCCAAUCUGCGAGCGACCGGGAUGAAAUCAGACGGUACAACGAAAGAAUUCGGUCCCUUGGUGCUUGUCCUCUGCCCAGCGUUUUUCGAGUUGAAGAAUAACAACGCAGAGAUGAUCAAGGAAUGGCAGAGGACGCUCGGUUUUGGGUCAGGCAACUCCAAAGGUCGCAUCUUAGUUCACGAAGUCCAGCACAUGGCCAAAGGAACGAGCCCCAGCGAGCCUGCUGAGGACUUGUCAGAGCCACUUCCCGACAUAUUCGGCCAUGACACCUGCUAUUCUCCCAGUUGCUGUGCUCGUCUAUCUGAUACUGAUAAGAUGAGAAACGCUCAGAAUUUUGCUUUAUUCACCAUAGACGUUCUAGCGUUCCCGAACGCUGGCGCACCAGCGUCUUCC
Molecule: messenger RNA, 900 nt
Organism: Colletotrichum acutatum
Lineage: Eukaryota; Fungi; Ascomycota; Sordariomycetes; Glomerellales; Glomerellaceae
Exons: 4
Molecular function (GO): metallopeptidase activity
Source: RefSeq, a predicted model, not a curated record